AUGGCGCUCUCCUGCAUGAGGUGCCCGGCGGCCGCCGCCGUCGUGCGCCGGGCGGCCAGUCCGCCGCCGGCGUCUUCCGUCGCCUUCUCCUUCGCCAGAUGCGCUGGCGGCGGGAGAUCGGCCGCCGCCGCCGCUGGGUGGCGCAUCGACGCCGUCGCCGGGAAGGGAGUGAAAAGUCCCAUGGAUACUGCCGUGGAGAACACUGCCCCGCCAAAGGUGGAAAACGGCACCCCUUCAGCAAUCAAUGUCGAGGAAUUCGAAGAUCUAGCCGCUCUAUCGAGAGACGACGAGGCUUCUGUUAGCAUCACUGUGGUUGGAGCAUCUGGUGACCUCGCGAAGAAGAAGAUAUUCCCUGCCCUUUUUGCUCUCUACUACGAGGAUUGUCUUCCAAAGCAUUUCUCCAUCUUCGGCUAUGCACGGAGCAAAAUGACGGAUGCUGAACUGAGAGACAUGGUUAGCAAAACACUGACUUGCAGGAUAGAUAAAAGGGAGAACUGUAGUGAGAAAAUGGAAGAGUUUCUGAAGCGAUGCUUCUACCAUUCAGGCCAGUAUGAUUCAGAGGCAGAUUUCAUGGAGCUUGGCAAGAAGAUUAAAGAACAUGAGGGUCCCAGAGUCUCUAACCGUCUCUUCUACUUGUCAAUACCGCCAAAUAUAUUCCUGGAUGUUGUAAAAUGUGCAAGCAGAUCAGCAUCGUCUGAGAAUGGCUGGACAAGGGUAAUUGUUGAAAAACCCUUUGGCCGGGACUCAGAGUCUUCUGCUGCACUAACGAGAGGUCUGAAGCAGUAUCUGGUAGAGGACCAAAUCUUCAGGAUUGACCAUUACUUGGGAAAGGAACUUGUGGAGAAUUUAUCUGUCCUCCGCUUCUCGAAUCUUGUUUUUGAGCCUCUGUGGUCAAGGCAAUAUAUAAGAAAUGUGCAGCUGAUAUUCUCAGAAGACUUUGGCACUGAAGGGCGAGGAGGGUACUUUGAUAGCUAUGGUAUUAUCCGAGACAUUAUGCAGAAUCAUCUUCUUCAGAUACUAGCUCUAUUUGCAAUGGAAACUCCUAUUAGCUUGGAAGCAGAGGACAUACGGAAUGAGAAGGUUAAAGUUUUGCGCUCCAUGAAGCCCUUGCAACUGGAAGAUGUGGUUGUAGGACAGUAUAAAAGUCAUACAAAGGGAGGUAUCACAUACCCUGGAUACACUGAUGAUAAGACGGUGCCCAAGGGCAGUCUGGCUCCAACAUUUGCUGCAGCUGCACUUUUUAUCAAUAACGCUAGAUGGGACGGAGUUCCUUUUCUCAUGAAGGCUGGGAAAGCUUUGCAUACUAAACAGGCUGAGAUUAGAGUUCAGUUCCGACAUGUUCCUGGAAAUCUCUACAAGGGGGCUUUUGGAACCGAUCUUGACAGGGCUACUAAUGAGCUUGUGAUACGUGUGCAACCGGAUGAAGCUAUUUACCUAAAAAUUAACAACAAGAUUCCUGGUCUUGGUAUGAGAUUGGAUAGAAGUAACUUGAAUCUUCACUAUGCAGCAAGGUACUCGAAGGAGAUACCGGAUGCUUAUGAGAGGCUCUUGCUCGAUGCCAUAGAAGGCGAGCGAAGACUCUUCAUCCGUUCUGACGAGUUGGAUGCCGCAUGGGAGCUCUUCACACCCCUUCUGAAGGAACUGGAACAGAAGCGGACUGCGCCCGAGCUAUACCCUUACGGAAGCCGUGGACCAGUAGGCGCUCACUACCUUGCCGCAAAGUACAACGUCAGAUGGGGCGAUUUGAGCUCGGAGGACUAGAAGCGUACUUACACAGAUGAUUCUAAUUUUUCGCGGUGAUUUUGCUGUUGCAUUUCUGCAAAGGCAUGCACACCCCCAGUUAGUGGGGCUGAUGCAAGAAACAGAUGAGAAUAAGGUGAGCAGUUGGUUGGCUUGGCUGUGAUGCUUCUGUGUCGGUUCACCAUGAAUACAUUUGUUGGGAAGGUUGGAAAA
This is a messenger RNA of Lolium rigidum, 1953 nucleotides long. Its product is annotated as glucose-6-phosphate 1-dehydrogenase 2, chloroplastic-like. The coding region runs from base 1 to 1761 and encodes 586 amino acids. Gene Ontology annotation, molecular function: glucose-6-phosphate dehydrogenase activity; NADP binding. The transcript is spliced from 10 exons. The record is from RefSeq and is a predicted model, not a curated record. Gene Ontology annotation, cellular component: chloroplast stroma. NCBI's taxonomy places the organism in Eukaryota, Viridiplantae, Streptophyta, Magnoliopsida, Poales, Poaceae. Gene Ontology annotation, biological process: glucose metabolic process; pentose-phosphate shunt, oxidative branch.